This is a messenger RNA of Cooperia oncophora, 498 nucleotides long. NCBI's taxonomy places the organism in Eukaryota, Metazoa, Nematoda, Chromadorea, Rhabditida, Trichostrongylidae. The record is from the annotation of a GenBank genome assembly.
AUGACAUGGCUGGUGCUCAUUGUCCCUCUUGUGGUGUUCUCUUUCAAGUCGUAUGGAGAAAUUUAUGAUCGGAAAGAAGCUUACCAGCGGAUUGUCUCAGCAUACACAAACUUGAACUGGACACCGUACUUUGUCACCUACAAACUGAACGUAAUCGACAAAUUGUGGCUAAUAUUGCUGGUGGUAGUAUGUACCAUUGGAUGCAUCAGCGUCGCGGUGAGCACGACCAGGUCAUCAGAAUUGUUGAGAACCCUAAAGCUUCACAAAUGGGCGACAUAUGCUCCCGCUGGUUUCGGACAAAUCGCCAACACUUCCCGAUUAAAUGCAUGCUCGGUAGCUGUGUUGGUGCUGGCGCCGAUGGCAGUGUUCGUGAUAUGUGCAGUGAGUGGGCAACAAACGUACAGACUGACUCAUACGUUAGUCUUGGAUGUGCCUUUAUCCCGAUUGUUAACGCUUAUUUCGUUCUCUUCAAUAUUCGCUCAUUUCGCAAAGCCAUGA